Alternaria alternata is the source of this 2698-nucleotide messenger RNA. RefSeq names its product HET-domain-containing protein. The transcript has a single exon. The coding region runs from base 450 to 2657 and encodes 735 amino acids. The record is from RefSeq and is a predicted model, not a curated record. NCBI's taxonomy places the organism in Eukaryota, Fungi, Ascomycota, Dothideomycetes, Pleosporales, Pleosporaceae.
GGUGGGGUGUUCAACUGGCGACGGUGUUCAUCUGGCGCACGGUUACUGUAGCCCGCUAGCUGCUGCCUUGCACCCCGCAUGCAUCAACCCUUCUUUCCGCUCCACUAUACCUAUGGUCUUCGCAGUCGCAGAGUCUGUAUCAUCGCAGAAUUGCGCGUUUGCUGUUUUUACGAGAAACAAGUCGCAUACGAUGCUUAUCGUCACCGCCGUCGUGCAUCUCGAUACCCCGCAUUCGCACCCCAGCCUUCUCCCCGAAUCCCUGUGCAGGUCUCAAGGCUGACUGACAGCAGUCAGAGUUUCUCCACCGUCCUCAGACCUAUCUUCCAGCUAAUGCCUCGUUGAGCCGUGCGCUAGGGUAUGCUUGCCUACAAGUGGCUAGAUACGCGACCGCUGCCUACGACGUUAUUUUGGCGCCGACACCCCUUUUACUUCACUUCUCCUUUUUUAGCAUGGCGAGCGAAUUCCAGGAGAGAUACGCACUUCCUUCGGAGUCCUCAAAACUCGACAGCAACAAGUUUUCGUCUUCUAUGGGAGAUGCCUAUCAAUCCCUCGAGCUUCGGCCUGGCGCGAGGACGAUUCGAAUACUCCAUCUACUACCUCUGUCUACAAUCGAGAAGGGUCAGCAACUACAAGGCACCCUCCAGGUGUACAAAUUGAGCCUAGGCUAUGAUCAAGAACAGUUUGAAGCACUCUCAUACGUAUGGGGUACAGAAGAACAUAUCGACAACCGCCCAGUCAUCAGAUGUAACGGAUGCGACAUACCCAUCACGGACAACUGCCGCGACGCUCUGACACAGUUGUCGCCUAAAGAUGGAUAUCGAAGUAUAUGGGUGGACAGUAUCUGUAUCAACCAGAAGGACAUGGAAGAGCGUAGUCAGCAAGUUGCCAUGAUGCUUGAUAUCUACAGCAAAGCAAAGACAGUGUUAAUUUGGUUACACACCGAGGGAGUGACUAAUGUCGAGACUCAAUGCGCAAUUCGAUCUAUACACGCAGCGAAAAGUUGGCACGUAGAAGAAGACUUUGAACGCACACAGGACGCUUUGUCUUUCUUAUUAAGCAGGUCUUGGUUCUCCCGAGGUUGGACUUUCCAAGAGCUCAUUCUGGGAUCAAAUCCGGUGUUUCUCACAAUCCAGGACGAACUACCAUGGCACGAAGUCAGCCACCUCGUUCUAAGAUACGCCUCUAAAACUCACGCCCAGCCUUCACUCGGAAGAUUUCUGUCGCUCAUAAGACUGUGGUCUACUGUAAACACCCGCAACCGCAUGCGCCUUAUCUUGAUGGAGAGCAGCACGUAUGUCAUAGCUCUUGGGUUAUAUCUAAGUUCUGCAGAGUACUUCUGCCAGAGGCAUCUCUUUAUGUCGCCCCAAAAUGGACGCCCAUCGUUCCUGGCCAUCAUACGCGACAUCAUCUUCUAUUUGUUAUUUGGCUACUCAGCCACCUUGCAAAUUCAAGAGGCGCCUCCUUGGAUAAUAAGUGGCUCCCUACGCAUGAUGUACCCUCUAGGAUCAACCCUGAAAGGGAUGAUUAUUCUGGGAGCUUUGCCGGCAUGCGGAUUUAGUCCUGGUCUACAAAUCCCGUUUCCAUGGCCCAGAGGCUGCCCCAGGCGACAGAUCUUCAUUCUCUCAGUAUUGUGGAUAGCUAAACGCCUGGGUAAAGAAUAUUUCGUACGGCAAUGCCGUGCAUUUAUAGAUGCUGCAUACGUGGUCAUGGUCGUGCCUCGCACCGUGUACGCGCAUUACCGGCGGAGGGAUCUCCACAGCCUCUCCUACCUAUAUAGCCGCAAUCGCCAGUUGGAAUGUGCCGGCUUGAUGGAAGCCCUGAGGACUCGGCAGGUUCUUAACAUGAAAGACAAAGCUUAUGCCAUGUAUGGUAUACUUAAGAAGAUCGGAGUGUGUACCAAGCGCGCAGACUACUCGACAUCAUGUCAAGAGAUCUACUUGGAUCUCUUCCUCAGUCUCAUUAGCUGGCGGGCAACUAUGCUUGCUCUCCUUAUACACGCAGGGAAAGUUUCGUCUAAAGUCCACGACAUGCCAUCCUGGGUCCCGGACUGGAGAACUGACACCAAUUCCGCCUGGUUACCAGAAGACGUUCUACGUCGCUGCACCUCUAAAAGCGUUUACACUAGUGUACGGGAGUGUGGACUGCCCUUCUAUUUCAUCGAUCGUAAAGAACUUACUGUAUUGGGACGCCAGCUGGACAUCGUAGCUUCAGUUGUGCAACUUCCGCAUACAGCCCUGUCAUAUCCUGAUCCUGCCGCGCUGGACGCAAUCUCCCAAUGGCUUGCAUUGGUGCGAGGAAUCACGCGUGAGACAGAAGCACUCGACCUACUUCAUCUUCUAAAGCAAGACUUGAGAGGUGGCGGUAUUAGCUUACCUCAUCGAGCGAACUCCCGGCCAUCGUACCGUGAUCUGGAUACUAAUGCAAUACAGGUCAAUCUCCAGCGCCGUAUUUGUGGGAAAAGACUUUUGUUCGUCACCAAGAACGGCCGUUACGGAACAGGCUCGCUCAACAUCCAAGAAGGUGACACUGUACAUCUUAUCUCAGGCGUUCCUACGCCGUUGUGCUUGAGGAGGCAAGCAAGCGGUGAUAGAUACGAGAUCUCUGGGCCUACCCUAGAGGAUGUGCGCGAUUGCACUACAAUCGCGCUGUUUUGUUAGUAGCGAUAAGAAUGCGAUAAGAAGCGAGGCGUAGGAUCGCG